AUGAAUACCCCUAAAUCGCAAUUUUAUUAAGCAAGUUCAACAGGGCGGUUUCAAUUUAAAUUUAAGCCAAGUGUUGAAAUAGGAGGAUUUCCUAGUUUGACACCUUGUCAUUCAGAUAAAAGCGCAUCAAAAUUAGAUUGGUUUGGUGGUCCAUCUGAUCUGCUAGGUAAUCCAUACUUUAUUCUGCAAUUAGAAAAAUAAAAAAAGCAUUGUACCUCAAAAGAAAGCUUGCAUCACGAAGAUUUGUCAAUUGGAAAACGAACCUUUAUUUAAGCAAAUAAAGAAACAGAUGGAUUGGUUAGCUUAGAAGAUAUAAUGCAAAGAAAAUCUCGAGUGCCUACAUUAUAAAAGAAAAGAAAUCUGUAAGACUUCUUAUUUAAUCUAAGCAUCCCCCUUCACUAUUUAGGAGAUAAGAAUUAUCCUUAUCCAGAAAUAGAUUCAAAUUUUUAUAAAUAAAAUGAUGGGCUAGUCGCAGGAUCAAAUAUCAAAUCUCGGAUUCGACAUCCUUACAAAGUAUCAAAAAAGUUUCAUGGUUGAGUAUUAAUAAGAUCAUAUUUCAUCUACUCGAAAAA
Paramecium tetraurelia is the source of this 572-nucleotide messenger RNA. RefSeq lists its product as uncharacterized. The transcript has a single exon. Lineage: Eukaryota; Ciliophora; Oligohymenophorea; Peniculida; Parameciidae. The record is from RefSeq and is a predicted model, not a curated record.